GCAUUCGAACACACUCGACGCGUCGCGGAAUCAUUUCCAACGAUGUGGAAUCUCCAUAACUCUUAGAGCAAGCAGACGCCAGAUGACGUCUGAUCGAGCUCUAGGAGAUACGCCCGCCUAGAACCCCCAAUGGAACGUUCGGUAACGUCAAAGGACUCCGGAAGACUCGACGACAGAAACUAUCACAGUUUUGCCUCAGCAGCUAUCAGCCUCGCUGCCGGGACAGCAGGUGGCACUGCUAAUGUGGUCGUGGGGCAGCCAUUGGACACCGUCAAGGUGAAGAUGCAAGCAUACCCCGAGCUAUAUCCUUCGACGCUGCAAUGUUUUUCGAAAACACUCCGACAGGACGGAGUUGUGCGUGGGCUUUACGCGGGGACCCUACCAGCCCUGGCGGCGAACAUAGCCGAAAAUUCGGUUCUCUUCUGUGCGUAUGGUCUCUGCCAGAAAUUAGUUCAGCAGGUGUCCGGCGUGAAUAAGAUCAACGAUCUCACGCCCCUGCAAAACGCGACGGCGGGCUUCUUCGCGGCGUUCUUCUCGUCCCUGACGUUGUGCCCCACCGAGCUCGUCAAAUGCCGCUUACAAGCCCUGCGCGAAACGUCACAGUGCUCUGGAACAUCUGCUUUUCAACUCACUGGGGACAUUUGGCGGCAAGAAGGUCUCCGAGGCUUCUUCAGGGGCUUAACGCCAACUUUCGUGCGAGAAAUGCCGGGAUAUUUCUUCUUUUUCGGAGGCUACGAACUGAGCAGGAGUUUGCUCGCUCCUCCAAACGUCGCGAAAGACGAUAUCGGACCAAUCAAAACGAUUAUUGCCGGAGGGAUCGGAGGAACCUGCUUGUGGGUGUCGAUUUUUCCAGCCGAUGUCAUCAAGUCGCGGAUGCAAAUCUCACGGAAGUCAAAACAGAGCGCAUUGAACGUUCUCCGAGAAAUCAUUAGACAUGAAGGAGUUCUCGCGCUGUACAAUGGUCUAUUACCGACCGUCUUGAGGACCUUUCCCGCCUCAGGAGCUUUGUUCUUGGCGGUUGAAUAUACACGCAAAGGAUUGAACUCUUGGUUCCUCGACUAAGCGGCUUCGGGUCGCGAGCGAACGAGAGCCUUAAUGUGCGAUGAUACCAUUGAACGGCUUCAGUCUCCAGCAAACGUCGUGGGAUGUCUGGAUACGCGAAAGUCCCGAUGCGUUGAACCAGGGUGAGGUAUGGAAAUUCACUCGAGUUCACAAAUGCUCCAUGUCAAUCCCAAAGACUACCGGUACAUGCGUGAGAUUCGAGAGAGAAAUCGCCAAGUCAUCGCUCAGUACUUGGCGCUCAAAUGGAUCGACAUCCACACGAGCGUCAUAUUAUCGCGAGUCUCCAUAGAGGCCCGUGUGGCGUCCUCUCGGAGCAAGCAAAGGGUUCAAAGAUGGAGGUGGUCUCAUUCGCCACGCCGGAGUGUAAAGUCACUGGAGAC
Messenger RNA from Galendromus occidentalis (western predatory mite), 1442 nucleotides. RefSeq names its product mitochondrial ornithine transporter 1. Gene Ontology annotation, cellular component: mitochondrion. Gene Ontology annotation, molecular function: L-ornithine transmembrane transporter activity. NCBI's taxonomy places the organism in Eukaryota, Metazoa, Arthropoda, Arachnida, Mesostigmata, Phytoseiidae. Gene Ontology annotation, biological process: mitochondrial L-ornithine transmembrane transport. The coding region runs from base 130 to 1062 and encodes 310 amino acids. The transcript has 3 exons. The record is from RefSeq and is a predicted model, not a curated record.